Molecule: messenger RNA, 1073 nt
Organism: Pristis pectinata (smalltooth sawfish)
Lineage: Eukaryota; Metazoa; Chordata; Chondrichthyes; Rhinopristiformes; Pristidae
Product: outer dense fiber protein 3-like
Exons: 7
Coding region: 152-919 (255 amino acids)
Cellular component (GO): cytoskeleton
Source: RefSeq, a predicted model, not a curated record
GUUGGAUUCUGGAGUUGAGACCGGAACCGUGUCACCCGGCCGUGGGACCCUGCUCCGUCCGGCUCCCGGCCCGCUGCCCCUCCGUCCGGAUCCCGUCUGUCCCCGCUCCGUCUCUCUGGUCGUUCGGGCCACAGUUCCGAGCGCUCCGGCCAUGAGCUCCGCGCCGUGGGUCGGUCCCUGGAGACCCCACCGACCCCGAGGCCCGAUCGCAGCCUAUUACAGCAGCCCUGGGCCCAAGUACGGACUGCCCGGAUCCACGGGUUAUGAGCAGCACGAUGCCACCAAGUUCCGGUCGCCAGCGUACAGUUUUGGGGUGCCUCAUGCCCGUCUGACGGUGGACAGCUCCCCGGGACCAGCGUACCUCAUCCCCUCCCAGCUCACCCGCAGGGGGAGGGAUGGCACCCCUGCCUAUUCCCUCUACAGCCGUCCAAAGGAGAUCAGCUUGUUCCAGACCCCAGGACCAGGUACCUACGCCCCCGAGAGCUCGGGAAGGUCAGCGUUCACCGCCGCCCCUGCCUUCUCCAUCGCUGGAAGGACCAAAGGCUUCAGGACUGACCAUUCGCCAGGCCCUGCAGCCUACCUCCUGCCUUCUGUUCUGGGUCCAAAUAUUGUCAGCAAAACCUCUUCCGCCAAUUUCUCCCUCAGCGGUCGAAGUAAAACUGGCAGUUUCCAUGAAGACUUCCAGAAGACUCCAGGGCCAGGAGCAUACAGAGUCACUGACACCAACAUCUACAAGCUGAAACCUCCUCAGUUCAGUAUGAUAGGUCGGAACCAGCUGCCUGGUGAUUCAACAAGAAAACCUGGGCCUGGGAGUCACAGUCCAGAAAAGGUUGUAGUUAAUCGCAACGUGGCUCCUGCUUUCUCCUUUGGCAUCAAGCAUUCCGAGUAUGUGGCACCAAUAAUCGUUGAUGCUGUGUAACGUCACAAGCUUAUUAUUGUAGGAAACAUUUCCUUCUAGUCUUGGCUCUUUCCCUUGGAAACAAUCUGAAUCAGUUUAGGAAACCACUGUAUGUUUCACCUGUGCGGAGCCUGGCAGGUGAUAAAGAAACCAAUCAGAUGUUAGUAUCACAGCA